Messenger RNA from Myotis lucifugus (little brown bat), 4297 nucleotides. It is a transcript of the gene DTL, whose product is annotated as denticleless E3 ubiquitin protein ligase homolog. The transcript is spliced from 15 exons. NCBI's taxonomy places the organism in Eukaryota, Metazoa, Chordata, Mammalia, Chiroptera, Vespertilionidae. Gene Ontology annotation, molecular function: protein binding; protein-macromolecule adaptor activity. Gene Ontology annotation, biological process: proteasome-mediated ubiquitin-dependent protein catabolic process; mitotic G2 DNA damage checkpoint signaling. Bases 210 to 2399 code for a protein of 729 amino acids. The record is from RefSeq and is a predicted model, not a curated record. Gene Ontology annotation, cellular component: nucleus.
AAGUGAAUCGACGGCGCCCGGACGCCGCGGUGAGAGCCAAUCAGAGGGCGUGACGUCAGUUUGGCGGGGAGUUUGGUGGCCGGGGCUUACAGUGGCGGGAGUUGGAGGCUAUAACUAGUCCUCUUCUCAAGGACCCAAGUUGCGAGUUCUGCUGAACCGGUGGCAUCUCGACGACUUUCCUCUCCGUUGUGCCUUCCCCCCCGGCCCAGAUGCUCUUCAAUUCGGUGCUCCGACAGCCCCAGUUUGGCGUCCCGAGACAUGGAUGGUCUUCACAAUAUCCUCUACAGUCCCUUCUAACUGGUUAUCAGUGCAACUCUAAUGAUGAGCACACUUCUUAUGGAGAAACAGGAGUCCCAGUUCCUCCUUUUGGAUGCACUUUCUCUUCUGCUCCAAAUAUGAAGCAUAUACUAGCAGUUGCCAAUGAAGAAGGCUUCGUUAGAUUAUAUAACACAGAAUCACAAACCUAUAGAAAGAAGUGUGUUAAAGAAUGGAUGGCUCACUGGAAUGCUGUCUUUGACCUUGCCUGGGUCCCAGGUGAAUUUAAACUUGUUACAGCAGCAGGUGAUCAAUCGGCCAAAUUUUGGGAUGUAAAAGCUGGUGAGCUGCUUGGAACUUGCAAAGGUCAUCAGUGCAGCCUCAAGUCAGUUGCCUUUUCUAAGUUUGAGAAAGCUGUCUUCUGUACAGGUGGAAGAGAUGGCAACAUUAUGGUCUGGGACACCAGGUGUAACAAAAAAGAUGGAUUUUAUAGGCAAGUGAAUCAAAUCAGUGGUGCUCACAAUACCUUAGACAAGCAAACCCCUUCAAAACCUAAGAAGAAACAGAAUUCAAAAGGACUUGCUCCUUCUGUGGAUUCCCAGCAGAGUGUUACUGUGGUCCUCUUUCAAGAUGAGAAUACAUUAGUCUCAGCAGGAGCUGUGGAUGGGGUAAUUAAAAUAUGGGAUUUACGUAAGAAUUAUACUGCUUAUCGACAAGAACCUAUAGCAUCCAAGUAUUUCCUGUACCCAGGUAGCAGCACUCGAAAAUUAGGCUACUCCAGUCUGAUUUUGGAUUCCACUGGCUCUACUUUAUUUGCUAACUGCACAGAUGACAACAUCUACAUGUUUAAUAUGACUGGAUUAAAGACUUCUCCUGUGGCUGUCUUCAAUGGACAUCAGAACUCUACCUUUUAUAUUAAAUCCAGUCUUAGUCCAGAUGACCAGUUUUUAAUCAGUGGCUCAAGUGAUGAAGCUGCCUAUAUCUGGAAGGUGUCCACACCCUGGCAUCCUCCAACUCUGCUCCUGGGUCAUUCUCAAGAGGUCACAUCUGUGUGCUGGUGUCCAUCAGAUUUCACAAAGAUUGCUACCUGCUCUGAUGACAAUACACUGAAAAUCUGGCGCUUAAAUAGAGGCUUAGAGGAGAAAUCAGGAGAUAAAUUGUCCACAGUGGGUUGGGCCUCUCAGAAGAAAAAAGAGGCUAGAGCUGACCCAGUAACAGUGACAAAUAGCCAGAGUACUCCUGCCAAAGCCCCCAGAGUAAAGAGCAGUCCAUCUAGUUCCUCCCCUUCCUCAGCAUCUUGUGCUCCAAGCUGUGCUGGAGACCUCCCUCUUCCUUCAAAUACUCCCACAUUUUCUAUUAAAACCUCUCCUGGCAAGGCCCGGUCUCCAAUUAGCAGAAGAGGCUCCAUCUCCUCCAUCUCUCCCAAGCCACCUUCAUCUUUCAAGAUGUCCAUUAGACAUUGGAUCACCCAAACACCUUCCUCAUCACCACCCAUCACUCCACCUGCUUCUGAGACGAAGAUCACAUCUCCAAGAAAAGCCCUCAUUCCUGUGAGCCUGAAAUCAUCCCAAGCAGUGGCUUGCUCUGAGUCUAGAAAUAGGGUAAAGAGGAGGCUAGACUCAAGUUGUCUGGAGAAUGUGAAGCAAAAGUGUGUGAAGAGUUGCAGCUGUGUGACUGAGCUUGAUGACCCAGUUGAAAAGCUUCAUUUGGAUCUGUGCUGCCUUACUGGUAACCAGGAAGACCUUGGUAAAGACUCUCUGGGUUCUACCAAAUCAAGCAAGAUUGAAGGAGCCAGUAUGAGUGUCUCAGAGCCUCCUUCUCCUGCCAGUCCUUAUGCUUCAGAAGGCUGUGGGACACUGCCUCUUCCUUUGGGAUCUUGUGGAGAAGGGUCUGAAUUGGUGGGCAAAGAGAAUAGCUCCCCAGAGAAUAAAAACUGGUUAUUGGCCAUGGCAGCCAAACGGAAGGCUGAAAAUUCGUCACCACGAAGUCCAUCAUCCCAGACUUCCAAUUCCAGGAGACAGAGCGGAAAGACUUCUCCAGGCCCGGUCACUAUUACUCCCAACUCCAUGAGGAAAAUUUGUACAUACUUCCAUAGAAAGUCCCAAGAUGACUACUGUAGUCCUGAACGGUCAACAGAAUUAUAGAUCCUAAUCUGAGUAAGUUAACUGAACUUUGGCCCAUUAAAACAAGACAAAAAUACAACAGAGUGACUCUAUAACUCUGGUCUUUAAGAAAACUACCUUUUUUUUUUUUUUUUCAUUUUUAGAGACAAUCCUUUCAACUGAAAUUUACCUAGUCUGGUUCUACUACCGUAAUGUAUAUGCAGCUUCCUCACAAUGAAUGCUGUGUUUAAAUUUCAUAAACAUUUUCAAUAAGUAGUCUUCACUUUUUUAAUUAUGCAUCUUCUCUACAAUAAUGACAUCCCAGACUAUAGAGAUGAAAAACAAGACUUGUCUCUUGUUACUCUGAGACUUUGUAUCCAUAGUUUAAAGUAUCUGCUGGCCAUAGCAGGAAGCCUGUCUGUGAAGGCCCACUGCUAAAGAAGUCUUCUUUUGAAGACCCCUGGAUCUGUGCUGCCUCAAGAUAAUAUACUUGCAUUUAAAAUAUAUAAUCUUUUCACUAUACUUUUGGGUUUUUUUUAAGUAUGUGUAAAAAUGUUAUGUUAAGAUAAGUACAUUUACAAUAAUUUAGCACAUGAUUCAAUGAUACAGUUCCUGUAGUUAAAAUCAUCUUUAUUUUAAAAACAGUCAACUCUUUGGAGAAAGUAGAAAAACACUAGAAACUUUGUCUUUUUCCCCCAAAAUAUAUCUCCUACACAAGAUUUAAGUUCCUCAUAUUUUUGCUACGCAAUCUACUGUUACGAACUCAACAUCAUGUUCUGUAAGAGGUUGUGAUUUUUGCCAUUUACAAGAGGAGAUGUUUAUAAACCUAGUAGUCAUACACUGAAGCUGGGGUUUGAAUUCAGUCCUCAGUUCUCCAGGUGCUGCAACUUUAAAAAAAAAAAAAUAGGUCAUCAGAUUUUAAGAAAAAGUAACAGUUUCUUAUUAAUACUUUUAUAAAAGUAGGUAGCUCUAAGCUGAAAAUCCGGAACCUCAAAAAUAAAUCUUGGCUUUAACUUGCUUUUUUUGGCUUCUCUUCAUAUACAUAAAAAGCAGUGGCCUUCUAAUAUAGCCCUGAGUCAAAAAGUUAUCGGAUUUUUUGUAGAUAUUUAAUAUAGAGUGUAUAGACUAACUCUAAGUUAUAAUGUGCAAAAUAUUUUGAACAUCCCUUCCCUUAAUCAACAGUUACAUAUCAAUCAUCUUGAGAUGAACUGUUGUUUUAUAUUUCCCCCCAUUAUAACCUUAUAGAAACAAGCUUCAUGUACUUUCUAUGCGCUGUUGUCCUUGCAAGGGAGUCCCCUUCCAAUCAUGAAACUUGACUCAUUUUAUCUAUAUAUCUGAGGACUAUGGAGACUUCAUUCAUAUAUUUGUGAUAAUUUUCAAGUCUAUUCUUAAUGAAAACUCUUUAAUUCUUCUGAUUCUUAUAAGUUAAGCUUGUCACUGCAAAGGUCAAUUAAGCAUGGGUUCUCUUGGUUUUAUCCGAGGAGAAAAAUAAGGGAAGCUAUAAAAUUGUCACUUCAAAGCAAAGCACACACUAGUAUUAACUGAAUAUUUAGGAACUCUACAUAUAUCUGUGUUUUUAUUUUUGAGUAUUAGACUGUGGGAAGGUAUUUAUGACCAAUACUUGCAGGUAAUGCUCUCUAUCUAUCCAUCUUUUGAUUUGAAAGCCAGUAGGGAAAAUAAUCCUUGAAAAAGAAAAGGAUAACUAAAAUAGAUGAUUUUGUUCUUUGUAUCCCUGCACAUCUCCUGACAGCUCUACUGAGUGAAAUUGGGGUAAAUGUGGCUGUCAGAAGCUAUUGAGAAGCUGCUGGGUAUAACAUGUCUCACUUGGAAAACUAGUACUUCAAAUGGGUGCCAAAGGUCAAAUGUAAUGAGAUAAUUAUCCCUGUUUGUGUCAAUGUCAUUCUUUGAGCUGAUCCUGAAUAAUAAAGCCUUUUACCUUA